Molecule: messenger RNA, 585 nt
Organism: Funneliformis geosporum
Lineage: Eukaryota; Fungi; Glomeromycota; Glomeromycetes; Glomerales; Glomeraceae
Source: the annotation of a GenBank genome assembly
AUGAUACUAGAUAAAAUAUCAGAUCAACCGUUAAGUGAGGAGAAAUACGAGCAAAGAAAAAAGGAUGCUGCAUCAGAAAAUACUGAUUCUUCCAUUGAACUUACUAAAUUACAAAAUUUAGGAUAUUGUCAUAAGGAUUUUUAUAGUGGAAAUAUAUUGCAAGAUGAAGGAUUUUCUUACGUUUCAGAUUUUGGAUUAACAGGACCAGCAGAUAAGCAAAAAUCGAAUGACAAAAUAUAUGGAGUAUUACCAUAUAUCGCUCCAGAAGUCUUGAAUGGAGAACCAUAUACCUUAACUUCUGAUAUCUACAGUUUUGGUGUAAUUAUGGCUGAAUUAUCAACUGUAAACCCUCCCUUUUAUGAUAGAAAACAUUAUGUGUCUUUAGCCCUAGAUAUUUGUAAUGGACUUCGUCCUGAAUUUUAUAAGGAAUUGGCUAAUAAGUGCAUGAAUGCAAAUCCAAAACUAAGACGAACUGUAAUUGAAUUAAAUGAAAUAAUAAUUUUUUGGGAUAAUUCCAUUAGAUUUAUUGAAGAAAAUGAAGCUGAAACUAUUCCUUAUGAUAUUUUUGUUGAAAUGAAGCUUUGA